AUGUUAAAACCAGUGGAAAAUAUGCAUCGGGUGUUGGCCGGAGGGAGUGGGGGGAGCUCGGAGUGUGAAGGGGAAAUGCGUUGCAACAUCUUCAGACGCAGAGAACUGCAUCCAACCAACGGUGCCUCCCAAAGCUGCAACCUGCAGUCCAGGACACAGUUAGAGUUGCCAGAAAGGAGACUAGCAGCAGCAGCAGCAGCAGGAGCAGCAGCAGCAGUACUAGGUGUAUCGACUCUGCAUUCGGACAUGCAGCUCUUCCCCGGAAGUCUUGCGAGAUUUGCUCGAGGGAGUGGGGCGCGGGAUACUGAGCUCAUGAUUCAGAGUCCAACUGGGAGGGGUGGGUUUACAGAAAAAGUUUAUGAGUGGAGCUCAGAAGAAGAGGAUACUUUGAAAAAAGCAGGGCCAGUUCAAGUUCUUAUCAUGAAAGAUGAUCACUCCUUUGAAUUAGAUGAAACUGCACUUAACCAUAUCCUUCUGUCAGAAGCUGUCAGAGAUAAAGAAGUUGUUGCUGUUUCUGUGGCUGGAGCAUUUAGAAAAGGAAAAUCAUUUCUGAUGGACUUCAUGUUGAGAUAUAUGUACAACCAGGUAUCUGUUGAUUGGAUUGGUGAUUAUGAUGAACCACUGACUGGUUUUUCUUGGAGGGGUGGAUCUGAACGAGAGACCACAGGAAUUCAGAUAUGGAGUGAAGUCUUCCUAAUUAACAAACCUGAUGGCAAAAAGGUUGCAGUAUUAUUAAUGGAUACUCAAGGAACGUUUGAUAGUCAGUCAACUCUGAGGGAUUCAGCCACUGUAUUUGCCCUUAGCACUAUGAUCAGCUCAAUACAGGUAUACAACUUAUCUCAGAAUGUCCAGGAGGAUGACCUUCAGCAUUUACAGCUUUUCACUGAGUAUGGCAGACUGGCCAUGGAAGAAACAUUUCUGAAGCCAUUUCAGUCCUUAAUAUUCCUUGUCCGAGACUGGAGUUUUCCAUAUGAAUUUUCCUAUGGAGCUGAUGGUGGUGCCAAAUUUUUGGAAAAACGGCUUAAGGUCUCAGGGAACCAGCAUGAGGAACUGCAGAAUGUACGAAAGCACAUCCAUUCCUGUUUCACCAACAUAUCCUGUUUUCUACUACCUCAUCCUGGCUUAAAAGUUGCCACCAACCCAAAUUUCAAUGGAAAACUGAAAGAGAUAGAUGAUGAAUUCAUUAAGAAUCUGAAAAUUUUGAUCCCUUGGCUACUCAGCCCUGAGAGUCUAGAUGUCAAAGAAAUCAAUGGAAAUAAAAUCACAUGUCGAGGUCUAGUGGAAUACUUCAAGGCAUAUAUAAAGAUCUAUCAAGGAGAAGAAUUACCCCAUCCCAAAUCAAUGUUGCAGGCUACAGCUGAGGCUAACAAUUUAGCAGCAGUUGCAACUGCCAAGGAUACAUAUAACAAAAGAAUGGAAGAGAUUUGUGGAGGUGACAAACCAUUUCUAGCACCUGCUGACCUCCAGAACAAACACCUGGAACUCAAGGAGGAAUCAAUUAAGUUGUUUCGUGGCGUCAAAAAGAUGGGUGGGGAGGAGUUUAGCCGCCGUUACCUGCAACAACUGGAGAGUGAAAUAGAUGAGCUUUACAUACAAUAUAUCAAACAUAAUGAUAGCAAGAACAUCUUCCACGCAGCACGCACACCAGCCACACUGUUUGUGGUUAUCUUCAUCACCUAUGUCAUUGCUGGUGUGACUGGAUUCAUUGGUUUGGAUAUUAUAGCUAGUCUAUGCAACAUGAUAAUGGGACUGACUCUUAUCACUCUGUGUACCUGGGCAUAUAUCCGAUACUCCGGAGAAUACCGAGAAUUGGGAGCAGUAAUAGACCAGGUGGCUGCUGCCUUGUGGGACCAGGGAAGUACAAAUGAGGCUUUAUAUAAACUCUACAGUGCAGCAUCAACCCACAGACAUUUGUAUCAAAAUGCCUUUCCUGCAUCAAAAUCUAACUCUACUGAAGAAUCAGAACGGAAGAAAAUGUAAUCCGCAUUUUAAAAAUAGGUGCAUGAACAUUUAUGUAUUAUAUCAUCAGUUACAUGCAUCCAUGUACAUAUUUUAAAGUAUUUAAGAUUAAAACAAAAAGUUGAAAAGUGUUUCUUUUUACUUAAGUAUUUAAUAAGAAAAUAUAUGCAUGGUUUCCAAUUUUCUGUAACAUUUACUAUUAUAACUUAAUAUUAAAAUGUAUUCUCUUAUUUAUUAAUACAUGUGCUCCACUUGAAUUUGCUAAUACUGGCUUAUAAUUAAUUUAACUAUGUAGUGGUCUUCCUACAAGUUUCUAUAUGCUCAUUUGAUUUCUAAAGAA
Molecule: messenger RNA, 2299 nt
Organism: Gracilinanus agilis (Agile Gracile Mouse Opossum)
Lineage: Eukaryota; Metazoa; Chordata; Mammalia; Didelphimorphia; Didelphidae
Gene: ATL1
Product: atlastin GTPase 1
Exons: 17
Coding region: 1-1980 (659 amino acids)
Biological process (GO): endoplasmic reticulum organization; protein homooligomerization
Molecular function (GO): GTPase activity; GTP binding
Source: RefSeq, a predicted model, not a curated record